UCCCGCCUCUCCUCCUUGUUUGAGCUCUCGUGUUCUCUGUAGUUCUGGAAGCUUCCAGACCUUUCUGUGGGUUUUCUGUACAGCCGAUUUGUUUCGUUCCUCGUUUCUGUUGUUGAGGUCUGUCCUAGAGUUCUGGCUACAGCUUUGUUUGAGAUCUGGUAGUGGUUGCCGAGUAUGGGGAAUCGGAGAUUUACGCUAGCUGUUCCCCCGUUCUCGAUUUCUAAUGAUGAUACAGAGAUUCAUGUGACCAAUUCUAAGCAGCUGAGUAAGAACUCACCGUCUCCUAUGAGAUCUUCUCCAAGGAUCAUCAGAAGGAUUGAUCAUGAAAGGGAGGAGGUAGAGUUAGAGGACUGGUUGAACUUUGACAAAUUUCCACCACUUACACCUGGGCAAGGUAAGCCACUGAUUUCAUUCGGGUUGCCAAAACAUUCUCAACCAACAGAGGAAACAAGACAGGGGCGUUUGCAUGAUCAGAGACCUCCACCUGUAGUAGCAAUUGGUUCUAACUCUAUAUUAGUUGGAGAUCUUCCAAUUCAGUUCAGGUGGAAUAGCAAAGCUAGAGAUGAGAAGGAUGAGGAUAAGUCAAAGUUGCCAGUGCUUCCCAGGAUGAAGGCUCUCGUGUGUUCAGAGGUUCAUUCAGGACAUGAAGCAGAGGAUGGAAAAAUUGGGGGUACUGUGUCAAGAGCUAGUUGGGCCAGGGAAAAGGCACUGAGACAUGGGCCGGAUGCUGGCCUUUCUAUAGAAGACCUUUUCCAGCAUUCCUACUGCCCCAGCACCAGCCAUCCUCCCGACACCAAAGCAAAACCCUCACACACAACAAGAUGGUUCUGGAUUCCUUCGGCUAGGGUUUGGGACCCGACGGCGGAGCGAUUUCCGGCUACACCGCAAGAGAUCUGGAAGUUUGGGAAACAGGCUAAACAUCUCCGUCGAGUUUCCCCUCGAAUUCUUGACGGGAGAUCGUUCAUUGAGGUGGUUGCAAACAAGAUGGACAGGAAAGGAUACCAAGGGAGGGAGGUUAGAGAAGGGGAUAGAUACAGAGAAGGUCGAUUCCAAGAGCCAGAGCGUCAAAGCAGAGAGGGUUUCCAGGAGACUCGUGAUCUGAGAGGUGGAUACCCAAAUCAAACUCGCGAGGGCUUCCAGGGACGAGAUGGUCGUGUGUUUCGUAGCUAUCAAGAUCAGCCCAGAGGUCAGUCGCGUGGGUGGGAUCAAGGUGGUGGUCAGAAUCGAAAGAGAGAAGGAGAUCGUCAAGAAGUCAGGGAUGUGAGGCGUAUGACAGAGGAAGAUUUGAGGCACAAGCUCGAAGAGCGCAAGAAGGGCGAACAACAAUCUCAACACCAGCAACACUGGGAUUCAGGUCAGUCUGCUAGUAUGUCUAUCAGAUGCUUUAACUGCAACGAUCUUGGCCACCAUAUCUCUACUUGCAAGAAGCCACCGUUCUGUUAUAGUUGUAGAGCCUCAGGACAUAAGUCAACAAAUUGUCCUAGUACUCGUGCAAACAAAGGUCUCACGCUGUGUGCUAUGGGUAUGCCGGGCCAGCUGUUUUAUGCUUUGAAUAUUCCUGAGAUCAAACCAGAGGAGAAAGAAAUAGCUGAUGAGUCAAUUAGAGCUCUUGUUUCUGUUCUAGAGGGAAGGGGGACAAAAUUCAGAAUUAAAACAGAACUUCAGUACCUAGUUGAUUCAGAAUGGAAUUGGGAUGUCAAGCGUAUAUCAGGAAGUGAGUUCAUUGUUAGCAUUCCUUCUAAACCUGUUAUGAACUUGCUGACUAAGAUGCAGAAAAUUAAGUUUAUCACUUCUGACAUGGUGGCAGUAAUAGAGGAGACUGAUAGAGAGCCUGAUACAUUCCAGACUCUUCAGACAGUGUGGGUUAGAGCUAUGGGUAUUCCUAAUGUUGCCAGAACUGAGUUUGCUGUUUUAGAGUUGGCCAAAUUGGUAGGAUUUCCAGAAGAAGUACAUAUACCUUCUCUGCAGUGGAAAGCUGUGUGGGUUAAGGUUUCAUGCAAAGACCCCUAUAAGAUUGGUGGUGCAUCAGAAGUGUUUAUUAACAAGAAGGGCAAGAAAAUAUCAUGGUUUUAUUCUGAUAAGCUGCCACAACAUCCUCCUACGAAGCCUGAUGAUGAUGAUUUUGAUAUAAAUGAUGGGGAGGUGACAGAUGAAGAAGAUCCUGAAUCUCAGGAAAGCCAUGGCUGGCUUGAGACUGGAAAGUCUCCACCAAAGGGGCCUACUUCUCAUGGAGCUGGUCCUUCAAAUUAUCAGGGCAGACAAUCAAGUAAUCUGGAUAAUGACAGAAAUGGAGCAGGGGGGUCUAAUGAAACCAGUAGGACAGUUGCUGAGGAUGACAGCAAAAAGGACUUGAUACAGGAGAUUACUGAUUUGGCAGAAAACAUGCAAGUGAGAUCAACCAUUAAAAAUUAUUCUGAUCAAAGGGAAUUGCUCGCAGAUCUAGGCUUUAUGGAGAUUAGUGAGGAAAUGCCAGUUGAGAGUAACAAAAAUUAUGCUGUGCCAACAGAAAAGUUGACCCCUGAAGUUUUUUCAACACAGGAGAACCUCUCAGGGCAAUCAGAUGAGCCUGAGUUGAAUGAGGAUAAGAAUAAUGAUCAUGAAGUAGAGGUAGUUACUUCUAAGUCCAAGUGUGCAGAGGGGACAGUUCCAGUGUCUGCUAAAUCAACCAGCAUUCUUAUUGAUACUAUCAGGCAUAGUUCAAGACUGAAGGAGGAUGGGACCACAAUGAUGGCGAAAGCAAUGAACAAAAAAGCCUCAGCUGCAUCUAAAGGUGCGGUAAAGAUGAGAAAGCCUGGUAAGAGAAGCAGGGAGAGGGAUGCAUAUUUCUAUUCGGAUCACAAUGAUGAGAAGGACAAGUAUUUCUUCAAGGUUCUGGUUGGUGAUUUUCGUGAACGAUUGGCCGUGCCUGAGAAAUUCGAGCAACAUUUCAGAGGGCUAAUAGGAAACAGAGUUAAGCUAGAAUCACGCUGUGGACACACUUUUGAUGUUGAAGUAGCUAAGAAUCUGGGCAAAGUAGUCCUUCAAACAGGAUGGAAGGAGUUUGUUACUGCCCAUGACUUGAACAUGGGGGACUUCUUGGUUUUCAAGUGCGACAAGACUUCUCGAUUCAAGGUUUUCAUAUUUGAUCUUAGUUGUUGCGAGAAAGUGCCUCCAUGCCUUGUCAAGAGAAAUCAUAUCUGUGGCAGAGAAACAAGGGAAAUGCACAUUGAAAUUUCAAGCAGUUGUGGAGAUCUUCCCAUGAAUGUCACCACUAAUUCAUCAACCUCCCUAUCUGACUCAUCAGGAGAUUCUGUACGUCCAGAAGAUCAGAAAUCACAUUGUGUUCCAGGUUACAUCCUCCCACGAGGAACCUGUCUAACCUGUGUGCAGAUGAAGAAACUGAAAGAGAGAGUCCGAGCUAGUAGUUCUAGGAUCCCCAUCUAUGGAUGCAUCAUCAACAACGGCAAUGUUCAUGGAAGAUCUCAGGCUUUGAACAUACCAAGAGUAUAUGCUGAUGUAUAUCUACCAUUUGAGGACCAAACACUGAUGCUUCGAUGCCGUGGCAAGAGUUGGGAAGUGCGGUGUGUGAUUAAGAAGGACAAAAAAAGAGUCAAAAGGCUUAUGAAAGGGUGGAAACAGUUUGCUCGUGACAACAAGUUGCGGCUGGGAGAUCUCUGCCUCUUUGAGCUACUUGAGAAUACGAAGUACACGAUGAAUGUGCAUGUCAUUCGUGCAAAAUGAAAUUUGGCAAGCAGUUCGUUAACACUGUUGGUUCCACCUUUUGGAGUAUGUUGGUAGCAGAGUGAUAUUAAGGUUUGAGCGCCUAGCUUACCCUGAUGAUAUCUAUGGCUUGUCCAUCCUCUGAAUGGGCAAUUGGUUACCUCAUGUUCUUGCCUAAUUAAGUUCAGACCGUUUCUCUUGCAAUCCAUCUAUCUAUGUUUCUGUUUCUGCUGUGAUGUAAUUAGCUACUGCAACAACGUCAAGCCAUGACUGUUUCACCUGUAAUCAAUCCAGAUCUUCCUUUCUGCUUU
Molecule: messenger RNA, 4010 nt
Organism: Sorghum bicolor (sorghum)
Lineage: Eukaryota; Viridiplantae; Streptophyta; Magnoliopsida; Poales; Poaceae
Exons: 5
Coding region: 175-3720 (1181 amino acids)
Molecular function (GO): DNA binding; zinc ion binding
Source: RefSeq, a predicted model, not a curated record